This is a messenger RNA of Astyanax mexicanus (Mexican tetra), 2809 nucleotides long. RefSeq names its product retinal outer segment membrane protein 1a (gene rom1a). Gene Ontology annotation, cellular component: membrane. The coding region runs from base 541 to 1599 and encodes 352 amino acids. The transcript is spliced from 4 exons. The record is from RefSeq and is a predicted model, not a curated record. Gene Ontology annotation, biological process: visual perception. NCBI's taxonomy places the organism in Eukaryota, Metazoa, Chordata, Actinopteri, Characiformes, Acestrorhamphidae.
CCAGACCUCCAGCUUUGGCCGAAUCCAGUGUGUCUCACCCAAGCAUGGAUUCAGAGGUGCAAAUGUACCACUCUCCGUCACUGAGUGGGAUCUGAUCUAUCUUUAGCAUCUCGAUCGGGGGGAUCACCACACCAAAGCUCGGACAGACCACCACAUACGGAUUAAGUGACCGGGACCAAAAACUUAAAGAACUGUUCGGGUUAAACCAAUUUGACCCAGAAAUUCGGAGAGGCAGGUGGAUUCAACCUUGGAUUUUGGAUUUCAAGAGCUAUUUUUGCCUUCUGAAGAUCUCAUCUCAAAUUCUAAAAACUAAAAAAUCUCCAAACAUCUCCAGAACCAUUCGGAACCAUCGUUGGCUUUACUAGAAGUUCUUGAUUGCCUGGAUCUGCAGCAAUUCCCAUCCACCUUGAAAACCUUCAGAAGCAAUUUCAAUUGUUUCAUUUGUUCCAAAACUCCGCCACUCUUCUUCUACUUCUACAAACCCGGACAUUCUCCUUUAUCGUGUUCUUUGUGAACUUCUAAAACUACUCGGCUGUCAAAAUGGUGUGGGCUAAAAUGAAGUUCCCCUUUGAGAAAAGGGUGAAGCUGGCUCAGGGGUUAUGGCUUCUGUCCUGGCUGGCUACGUUAGGUGGAGCGAUCACCUUCUGCCUUGGCUGUUUCCUGAAGACAGAACUACGCAGAAGGGCAGAGGUAAUGGACAACACUGAGACCUACAUUGUGCCCAACACUCUGAUCAUAGCAGGGAUGGCCUCCAUGGGCAUCAACUACUUUGCGGGACGGAUCUGCCAGGACGCCCUGGAUGCUGAGCGUUUCCCGACAUGGAAGACCUUUCUGAAGCCCUACUUCUGUUGCUCCAUCUUCUUCACCACUCUCAUGCUGCUUGGUGUUAUCCUGAGCUUCAUCAUGAGAGGCACCCUGGAAGGCUCGCUGAAGGUCGGCCUGAAGAACGGCAUCCGCUUCUACAAGGACACCGACACCCCAGGCCGCUGCUUCCAGAAACAGACCAUCGACCGCUUGCAGAUGCAGUUCCAGUGCUGUGGCAACAAUGACUUCAAGGACUGGUUCGAGGUGCAGUGGAUCAGCAACCGCUACCUGGACUUCAGCUCUAAGGAGGUUAAGGACCGUAUCAGGAGCAAUGUGGAUGGACGUUACCUGUUGGAUGGGGUCCCAUUCAGCUGCUGUAACCCCAGUUCUCCGAGACCUUGCAUCCAGUACAAACUCACCAACAACUCCGCCCACUACAACUAUGAGUACCAAUCUGAGGAAAUGAACAUCUUUGUUCGUGGCUGCAGGGAGGCGCUACUCAACUACUACAUAGGCCUGAUGAACAGCUUUGCGGCUGUGGUGCUGUCUGUCUUUGUGGUUCAGGGCACUGUGCUGGCGAGCCUGAGGUACCUGGAGACAUCCAUGGAGGCAGUCCUUGGGCAGGAGAACAUGGAGAUCGAGACGGAGGGCUACCUGUUGGAGAAGAGCAUCUCUGAGACCAUCAUGGAGUACCUGGAUCCCGUGAUGAAAAUUCUCCUGCUCAACCAGGUGGAAGACGGGCAGGCCAAGGCGGAGGAAGGGGCUGCGGGGACGUCAGCAGCUCCGGCUAAAUAACUUCGUUAUUUGAAAUAAACUAAUUAAUCAUGAAAAUUAUCCCAGAAAUUUGACCAAAUGAUGAAAUAGAAAAAAUGAAAUAGUUGAAGAUCUGAACAACAGAAAUGUUUCAUACUUUUAUAACUUCUACUUUCAUAUCUAACUUUAACUUUGUAUUCUUCAGUACUGUACAGCGUACCUUACCCCCCCUUUAUUGUCUUUCAAAAACAAAAAAUCUGCUUUAAACCAUGCCUACCGUUAUAAGCCAUGGUACAAGUUAAGUACCUCAGUUAUGUCUUACCAUUUGUGAUACAAAAUAUAUUUUGAUGACUGAGUUUGGCCUGAAAAACAAGAUGGUUCUUGAACAAGUGUGAUUCUUUAGUACGUUUGUAUCCAGUACUGUAAUUUCCUUCCCUUAAAAAAAAACUCUCCAUCCGAACAUUAUUCUAUGUAAAUGUCAAACCCCAGUUUUUCAGACCAGUUUUCAUAAAUCCAGUCUUACAAUCCUCUCAGAAUCAUCUCAGUCACCUCUGAUCAGCUGUGACAGAGUGUGCAUUACGAUGACUGAAUAUGGCCCAAACAAACUGUGGCCACAAAGCUGUUCUGGGUGUGUUUCAUUACUUGGCUGGAUAAGCCUUGAGAGAAUAAGGUUUCAGGAGUCUGCUGCGAUGUUUUGCCAGCAUUAGGUGAUCAAUGAGACCAUUAAUUAUUCAUCUGCAGCUGCAACAAGUUGAGGAGGUUCAAAAUGCAGUCUUCCUGCUGCAUUUUCCCAACCUGGGUCAAUGCAUUCCCAACCAGCUGCAUGGUUAUUUUUGUCUGAUUCCUCCUCACAUUUAUUUUUUUUAAGCCAUAUGAAAAAAACAAAUGACUUUUAAUUAGCAGCUAUAUUCUAUUUAACUUUAACUGUCUCAUUUACACUGUUGUUUAUCAGUAAUAUUGCACCAAAUGACUGUCUAAAUUCGGUUAAGGAUUUUUUAAAUUCCAAGACAAAUAUUAAUUCAAAUGCUUUCCAGACAACACAUAAAUGGAACAAAAAGUCCUAUGAAAUUUGAGAAAACUCCUGAAAAAAAAACUAAAACCAAUAUUGUUGUACAUUAUGCAAGAAGAUAAAAGCAUUGUAAAUGUUUAAAGCUGGUGUAGUCAGACCUUGCUCAAUGCUCUGCUAAGCAACAGAAAACAUACUGCACUACAGAACUGCGGAAAAGUACGAGAGUCGGAUUGAAUAAAAAGU